This is a messenger RNA of Zeugodacus cucurbitae (melon fly), 3075 nucleotides long. Its product is annotated as protein YIPF6. The coding region runs from base 169 to 831 and encodes 220 amino acids. Gene Ontology annotation, cellular component: trans-Golgi network; membrane. Lineage: Eukaryota; Metazoa; Arthropoda; Insecta; Diptera; Tephritidae. The record is from RefSeq and is a predicted model, not a curated record. Gene Ontology annotation, biological process: endoplasmic reticulum to Golgi vesicle-mediated transport. The transcript is spliced from 6 exons.
UUUAUCAUUACUGCUGACGUUUAUGUAUUGUCUACAAUUAAUUUGUGUAAAUAAAAAGUUUUUGUGGUGUGUCGAAAAAGUUACAAAUACGAAAAAUAUAGUUAAUAAAAAUAUAUUAGUUCAUUAGUAGAGUAGUGCAAAUACAAAGAAUUAAAGAAACACAACAAAAUGGACACUAAACUGGAUAUGUUCGAUGAUAACAUUUCGGCUUCCCAACUGGAAGGUGAUAUGUCCAUACCAGGCGCACGCAAAAAUACAACACAAAUUGGCGCACCAGAUUUCAAUACCUUAGAUGAGCCAAUCAAAGAGACAUUCUUGAGAGAUGUACGCGCUGUUGGCGUAAAAUUCUAUCAUGUGCUCUAUCCCAAGGAGAAGUCCAGUUUGCUGCGUGAUUGGGAUUUAUGGGGUCCACUAGUACUCUGCACCUUUAUGGCUACUAUAUUGCAAGGUUCGUCAGAUAGCAUGUAUGAUGGUGGUCCAGAGUUUGCACAAGUAUUUGUUAUCGUGUGGAUCGGUGCGGCUAUAGUUACAUUAAAUUCGAAACUGCUUGGCGGCAAUAUCUCCUUUUUCCAAUCCGUCUGCGUUUUGGGCUAUUGCCUUACGCCCGUAGCGAUAGCGUUGAUGGUGUGUCGUGUCAUUUUACUAGCCACGCAAACGAAAUUGGCGUUCUUCUUGCGUCUGCUAACCACUACGCUUGGAUUUGUGUGGGCCACAUAUGCUUCGUUUAUAUUUCUUGGUGAAAGUCAGCCACCAAACCGUAAACCACUUGCCGUAUAUCCAAUAUUCUUAUUCUUUUUCAUCGUAUCUUGGUUAGUUAUAUCGCAUAACUAAGUAAAUAGUAUGUGUAUUUAGCUUAUUUAGUAUACGUUUAUGUAAACUUACAAUGAAUUCCAGGGGAUUAUAAAACCAAUUUAAUUUAGGUAUACUAUAAUAUGAUAAUGUCUAAGCGCAUAAGAAAAUAAUAAAAAAAAAGAAAAAUAAAUAAAAAACGUACUUAAAUAAUAUUGAUUAUAUUAUCCCCAAAACAAAAUGAAUUUGUUUGGAAAAUAUCUGAAAACUAAAUUAUAUAUAAUCCGUGUUCGAGUUUGAAUAUGCGUAUCUGAGUGUGUGCAGCCACGAGCUGCUAUACGAGGUUUGUUCAUAAAAUACUGGGAAUUUUCGUGUUUUGAAAAAAAAAUAUUUUUUGAUUCGUCUAAGUUAAUGUUUUCGCCUUUAAAAUAGUUCACAUUCGAUAUUAUGCACUAAUGUAUAAUACUUAUGCGAAACACUUCUCAAACUCGAUUUGUGGGAUAAUUGGUCUCUCUCUGAGACCCAAAAACAAAUUUAAUUUUAAAAUUCCCGUUAUUUUUUUGAACAUACCUUGUAUAUCGCUGGUUUUGAAUUAUUUUCAACCCAACAUAUGUAUACACUUUGAAUUAUUUCUCCUACUUCAAAAUAUGAUAACAUUAUCUUGUAUAUUUUUACUGCUGGAAUAUUUUUUGAAAGAGUCUAGCUAAGUUUAUUUUAUUUUCAAACUAUUUUUACUUUUUCUUUUAUUUUUUGUAAAAUUUGUUUUUAUCAAAUAUGUAUCUGUUAUAGCCCAUUUGAUUGGAAACCAUUUUUUCUUAAUUUUAUCUAUAACUGCUUAUGGAAGUCGAGGUCUCAAUGUUGUGUCAAUCCCGUUUUAGAAUUUCCAACAUUUGCGAGGCCUUAGUAGUUGUUGUAAUUUUCGGGUUGAUUGUCGUGGGCCGUUGAAAAAUCUGUGUCUGUUCCCGUUGUUGUAGAAUCAUCUUUCACAGACCAGAUAUAAAUACUGAUUCGGACCCGUUGCUGCUGCUGCUAAAAUGGGUCUAUAUAACCUAAUCGGACCCGAGUUGACGAUCGUGGGCCGAGUAAAAUUCUGAAUUCAUUCUCGUUGUUGAAUAGUAUCACCUUUCACAGAGUCAUUUCGAACAUCCUAUCACUGCUGUUGUUGUUAUUAUUAUUGUAUGCAUGUGAUUGGCGUUGCAACCGUUUAGCCGGUUAUAGCCGAAUCGAUGAUAGUGCGCCACUUCUCUCUCUCCUUCGGAGUUCGGCGCCAGUUGGAGAUCCGAAGUAUAACCAGGUCGCUCUCCACCUGAUCCCUCUAACGGAGUGGAGGCCUUCCCCUUCCUCCGGCGGGUACUGCAUAGAACACUUUCAGGGCUGGAGUGUUUUCGUCCAUUCGGACAACAUGACCUAGCCAGCGUAGCCGCUGUCUUUUUAUUAUCUGAACUAUGUCAAUGUCGACGUAUAACUCGUACAGCUCAUCGUUCCAUCGUCUGCGGUAUUCGCUGUUCUCAUCCGAGGCUUUUGUCGAUUUCUCAUUGCUACUUCGUUUUUAUGUGGUGGGUCCCAAACCCUACGUACAACCGCAGAGCGGACUUCGCCUUCCCACUUUAGCUCGCCUCCAAACAGCUGUUUGUUGGCUACCCAGAAGAUACUAGGCCUAAAACCGGAAGUCGUGAACUGCUUGAAACAUGUGGAGAAGAACCGUUUCUGGCCACUCCCAAGUGAAUGACAAUCAAAAACUUUACUCACUUACUAGAACUUCUACACAUGAUCCGAUCCUCCAUUAUUAUUAGUACCUAAUAAGGUUGACGAUUAGAAUGUUAUUGACCGAAUAUAAAUACUGAUCCGUUCUAUUUAUGUAGAUCUGUUGUUAAGAUCGGUUUUACAUACCCGGAUUUUUGUAUUAAAGGUCGUCUUAAUAGAUCCUAGACGUUAGUUCUACUCAAAUCAAGCGCUUCGGAGAUCGUCUUUUCGAAAUUAUACCCAAAUAAUUUAAUCGUCCACACAUUUAUAGUAGGUACUGUUCUGAUUUUUUGUUUUAUUUAAAAUUUGCAUUCACAUAUAAAUCCUUAACUUAAAAAAUACGUAAAUAUAUACAUACAUAUACAUAGAUAAAUCUUCUGUACUUUAAUUAUGAUUAUUGUCCACUAAAAACUAAACAAAACUUCUUUCUAUAAGAGAAAAAAGAAUUGCUUUGCACAUCUGCUAAAGCCCACAGAGCAAAAAAAUACACCAACUAAUAGGCUUUCUGCAAUACUUCCACUUUCGACAAUUGGUAGACUUCGA